AUGAUAAGAGACGAAGAUCUUCUCCAAACACUUGCUAGUAUUUUCAAGGGCAGUGCAAGUAGGUGGUUCCGAACAAUCCGCCAAGAAAUCAGCUCGUGGAGGUCAUUUAAAAAAGCUUUUCGACGGGAGUAUUUAACGACCAUUGAUGACGACGAAGUGAUAGAUGAGAUGAGGAGUAGGACUCAAGCGAAAGGGGAGAAAAUAUCCUCCCACAUAACCAGUUUGCAACUUAUAAUGGGGCAUCUUAGAAAACCAUUGUCGACCAGAGAACAGGUUAAAAUCGCGUAUAAGGGACUUACCCCCACUUAUCGGAAACAAGUCGAUUCAUCGGGGUUAGAAUCACUCUCGAAAUUAGAGAGAAAUUUGCGACAGUUCGAAAAGGUUCAAGAUCUCGACGACAGACACGUUCCCCCUCCCCCUAAAGAGAAAAUGCGUUUUCCCGCCGCGGCUUAUAAGGGUGCGAAAAAGGACGAAAAAAAGCCAUCUUCCUCAAAAGAGACCAAGAAGAUAGCGGCCUUGAAGGACGAGUCAGCGACGGGUAGCAAGGUAGAGAAGGUGGUCAACAAGAAGAGUAAAGGGAAAAAGUCGAAGAAGACAAAGAAAACUGAUUCUGAGAAGGGGACUACAGAAGUGAAUGCAAUUAAGCAAUCAAGCCCUCAGCCAUCCGCGACUCCGAUACGGGCUUCUAACCCUACUCCUACUUUUGCGACAGUGGCCGCUGGAAAGGGGAAGCGUCAGUUUUUGCUAAAACAAACAUCACAAAUUGCGACGGGUGGGCCGAAGCCAUUUGUGGGGGCAUGUUUCACAUGUCAAAUGGUCGGACACAGAGUCUCGGAAUGUCCCAUGAGGACAUGUUUUGUCUGCCAGCAGCGUGGUCAUUUCGCAGCACAGUGCCCAACCAAAGUACAGAUAGAGUCAUGUCUUGUUUGUCGAUCACCAGGCAUGAACUUCCUUAAUUGUCCGAAUUGCGUCCAAGUCAGUGGACAACAGAGUGGGAAGAGACCACUUAAACAGUGUGAUGAGAGAGUUGGUACUGACGAAUUAAAUGAAGAGAAUUCAUUCAAAUUUGUGACACAGGUACAGCCAAAUGAGUGGAGAGUAUUCACUCAAAAACAUGUUGGUGAUAGAUGGGACUAA
Molecule: messenger RNA, 1137 nt
Organism: Leptopilina boulardi
Lineage: Eukaryota; Metazoa; Arthropoda; Insecta; Hymenoptera; Figitidae
Exons: 1
Coding region: 1-1137 (378 amino acids)
Biological process (GO): positive regulation of cytoplasmic translation
Cellular component (GO): cytoplasm
Molecular function (GO): zinc ion binding; mRNA binding; translation regulator activity
Source: RefSeq, a predicted model, not a curated record